CUUGAACAAAAAACAAAAAUCCAUUCAAUUUCAGACUCACUUGAUUCAACAUUUCCAUUAGAUUUACAACCGCCCAUCUUUGAGGCAACAGCAUCGGAAACCUCAUCCUCACAGCCGAACGGAGACAGCAAGAACAGCAACGAUGCCACCACAAUCGAUAGUUAUGGUAAUCCUAUUGAAAGCCUACAACCCAUAGAAACACCGGAUGGUCGCAAGGUUGUAAGCGCUCAAGGUCUACAGUUUGAAAUACCGAAUUAUGCUUCGGGCAUAACAGAACUUAAGAAGCCUUCUGAUGAUUUACUGCCACCAUUUGUUGAUCCCAUUGUCGUUGCACUACCAAAUGAAUCCACAAAUCCAGGUUCAUCUUCUUCAACGGCUGCCGUAAAGACCACCAGCGUUCAUGUGGAAAGUGUGCCCCUAGUGGAAGUCAAAACAAAUCCAACUUAUACCAAGAACGCCUACUUUAAGGGCUUACCCGAUUACAUAUUGGAACUCAACGAUCCUGAUAUUGGAGGACCAGUCGCUUAUGAACCGGCCGAGGAUAAUCGUGGUUUGAAAGUUAUAGCUUGGGAUUUAUUGCCACCUUUGGAGGCUGAUCCCAACGACAAAUCUAUUAGUCAUAGUAAUAAAGUCAGCAUAACAACAACUGGUCACAAUUUGGCAUCUAGUCAUAUAACUACUACUCACAGUUCACCUCAAAUAGGCUCAAGAUUUUCAGCAGAGACUACAACCAAACCAAAUUAUACACAAAGUAGAGGAUCUUAUUAUAGCACUACCUCUUUAACGCCCAGAACUACCACCACAAGACGUACCACAACCUCGACCACCACCACAACACCCAGAACUACCACUACUCCCAGAACUACUACUACACCCAGAACAACCACGCGCCGAAGCACCACCCCUAGAACUACGACACCCAGAACUACUACCGCACAACCAGAUUCUUCGGAAUUCUUUAAACUAGCAGCAGGAGAUUCAUAUACCCUACCACCCUGGCUGGCCGACAUAGAUGAUCCCGAACUAGAUGUGGCAGUGGCUUUUGAAGUACCCGAAGAUAUCAAUGAAUACAAUCACACCUUAUCAAAGGACAUAUUGCCACCUUUAGAACCUUAUACAGAUUUGAAUAAUCUUCACUUGACACCGCCACCUCAUUUCAAAAAUAGCCAUACAACAACUCCUAGAACCACCACCACCAGAAGAACUACCACUACUACUACCACCACCACCCGAAAACCUACUAUAUCCACCAAUCAACCUCAUUGGAUAAGAGCCAAGGCAACAUCGGCUAAACCCACUAUAGCUACAUUUAACAAUCAAUUCACUAGUCUUAGUCCAUCCAUAACAUCAAAUAAUUUUGCACAACGCACUGCGAGCACUACCACAACCUCCACCACCACAACAACAGUCAAGCCUAGAACUACUAUAAACUACUAUAACCGACAACUUUCCACAACUACUCCUCCAACAACAGAUAAAAUCGGCAGCAGCAGUGAGGAACAAGGUAAAAAACAAAAGAAUCCCUUCUUACCCUCUGGAUUUGAUGAUGGCAAAUAUAAACCUCAAGCUAAUGGAAGAAGAACUACUACCACUACAACACCGGCUCCCGUAAUAGUCGAGCCCAAUCCUUUCGAGCCUACCAUACCACCAUGGCUUAGAGAUUUCGAUUAUCCCGAUCUAGCAGCUGGAGUACCCUUUGUCUAUGAUCCCAAUGAAGAUGAAAGUCCGGUGGACAAAAACAUCUUGCCUCCCUCGAAAACCGAAGAAACUAACAAGCCCUCAUUCAUAACGAAUCCCUCCUCUAGCUCUCCCUUUUUAAAUUCCCAAACGCCUCAAGGUUUCACAAAUAAAUUCACUUCUUCCGCUACUUCCCUAACUUCUUCUUCUUCUAUCCCAUCAAUUGUAACAAUUCCACUCCCAUCCACACAAACCAAUCAAGAUGAUAGUACGUUUUCGCGACCACCACUCGUGUUCGUACCACCACCAACUGCCUCAGCGGAGGGCAACGUUGAUGUAGCUAAGAAAACCUCAUCCACAUUUAACAAAAAUUUUGCAGCACCCUUUGAAUCCGCGGGUCCGGCCACCACCACGACCGCAACAGUUACCAGCUCUAAGAAGUCACCACCCCUAAGUGCUGAUCGUGAAUCAUUCCCGCCCUUCAACAAUGCCAUUACUGGCUCCACCACUUUGCCCAGUAAGACAACCUUUUCGAAGAGCGAAGAUGGCAAAGUUAUUACCAAUAAUAUCUUCUUGAGUGGUAGUAUUGGUUCGACAUCGGCCAAACCAUUUGGUACCAGUCAAACUGAGAAAAAUACUUUUACCAGCCAAUCAUUCACGGGCUCUUCGUUCACCAAAUCCACCACUGCCUCUUCCGUAUUCAAACAAAUCGGUACAACUUCAUCAGCAGCCUCUGGAUUUGUUACAUCAGGUGGCUCAACCUUUGGUUCAACUGCCAGCAGUGAUGGCGCUAAAUAUACCGGACGUUUUGGCGGUCCCCCUGGCGUUUUGGCCCCACAAAGUAAUGGCUUCACUACCUCCAGCACAACCGUAACAAAAUCAUAUAAACAGCCCUCAUUUACCACUUUUGGAGUAACUAGCUCUCCCGGUUUUGCAACCGUCAAGAAAGACAAAUUCACCGGUAGCUUUGGUGGACCACCAGGGGUAUUGAAGCCCUAUGAUAAUGUUAAGAAUCGUUAAAAAAUAAUACUUUUAAAGAGAGGAAGCAAGAAAUAUUAUUAGUUUUAGUUAAAUUAUUUAUAACAACACUGAACAAAAUUUAAAAGAAACUGGACAAUAAUUAAUAAACAUAAGUUUAAAUUGUUUAUUUUCUUUACAAAAAUAUUUGUUAAUUUGAACUUUGAAUAACGAAUACUCAUCUAAAUUUUAUAUGUAUGUAUAUGUAUUGUAUAUUAUAACACACAAUAAUUUAUUGUUUUUUUAUACAUUUUUUGUCAAGAAAAAAUAUAAAAUAAAUUAAACCUUAAAGCGAUUAUCCCUAAUUUUGUACCAUAAAUAUUAUAAGUUAAACAUAUUAAAAAAAUAAUGGCUUUAUUUGGUUAUUUCUUUUUUUUUUAUUUAAUAAUUUGCUAAUAAAAUUUAAAUGACAAAAAAAUUUAAAAGAAUAAAACAAAAA
Messenger RNA from Lucilia sericata (common green bottle fly), 3133 nucleotides. RefSeq names its product mucin-5AC. The record is from RefSeq and is a predicted model, not a curated record. NCBI's taxonomy places the organism in Eukaryota, Metazoa, Arthropoda, Insecta, Diptera, Calliphoridae.